UAGCAUAUAAAGCUGGCUUAGAGAUUAGUUUCGGAUAGUUUGGGUAGAAAAAAUGAUUAAAAUUAGGAAAUUUCCUGGAAAUUAGGGGAUUGCCAUGAAUAGUCCUAAGGGGAGCUGUGAAAGACAAAGUGAGUUGGCCAGGUGGCGAAAUCUUUUCUGGGAUGAACCUCCUCAUAAGAUGGCCAAGAUGUCACAAAAGAAGCCCAUUCAAGGGCAGCAGGUCGUCAGGGAGAAGGAGCUGCAGACGGAGUCUUCUCGAAACGCGGACUUCGAGCGCUGGAAGCAGCUCCAUCAGCUGCGGUUUUUGAUGUACGAAGAGCAGCGGAAGUACAACCUACGCUGUGGAUCCUCCGGUGGAGCCUCCAUCUGGAAGAUCCUUUCAAUGGCCCAAAAGGAGCUGGAGGAUAAACUGCAACUGGACAAGAUUCGGGGUAACUGCCAAAGGUUUCCCUCACCCAUGAGCCUGAUGGUGGAGCAACGGGAGCAUGGUGGUGGCGAGAAGUCUGUACUAGAACCUCUGAGGUCCUUCCUGUGUGGCUGCCCAGAAACAGACAGCGAUGAGGAAUGCGAUCCGAGGGAAAGUUCCACGAAUGUGAUCUCCAAGGCAAAGGGAAAUCGCAGCAACCGGAAAUCUUACAAACUCUGCGCUAAGGAGUCGCAAAUUAUUGGCUAUUGUCCUCUGUGCGGCAAAAGGCACCUUCGUUUGCCACCGCCCUUCUGACCAGGCUGAAAUAAAUCAAAAGGUCUAGGCCAACUUGAAACCCCUCUCUGACUUAUUUCAAUGAACUGCAUUGCACAGAAAUCGAAUAAAUCAUUUUUCCACUUUGGAAAAUUCAUCAACUUGUAAAAUACAUGAGGAAAUACAUA
Drosophila kikkawai is the source of this 867-nucleotide messenger RNA. RefSeq lists its product as uncharacterized. The record is from RefSeq and is a predicted model, not a curated record. Lineage: Eukaryota; Metazoa; Arthropoda; Insecta; Diptera; Drosophilidae.